This is a messenger RNA of Amphibalanus amphitrite, 4568 nucleotides long. Its product is annotated as serine/threonine-protein phosphatase 6 regulatory ankyrin repeat subunit A-like. Lineage: Eukaryota; Metazoa; Arthropoda; Thecostraca; Balanomorpha; Balanidae. Gene Ontology annotation, molecular function: protein binding. The coding region runs from base 227 to 3409 and encodes 1060 amino acids. The record is from RefSeq and is a predicted model, not a curated record. The transcript is spliced from 24 exons.
UCAUAAUGUGUCAUGCAUCGGAUUCGGAAUUAGUGAUACCUAUUCCUGUGAUAGUAGAAGUUAACAAGUGGAAAAUUCGCGCGCCACGCCGGCUGCCAAGGACGGUCCGCCGGCUGCAGGCUGAGGCAGUUGUGUCCAAGGCAAUAUAAGAGGUGAAUAUGUGUGUCUAUUUUGAAGCUUGACAUAUUUUUAGUUGUUUGCACUUUCUUCCACUUCAAAAAUUAAAAUGGUCUUCCUUGAAUUUGAUGAUGAGCCGGAGCUUAUGCAGAGUGUGUUCCGCGGCGACCUGGGGGAGGUCCUGCAGGUCCUGCUCGAUGGUGGGGACGCCAACUAUCAGGACGCGGAGCAGCGCACCCCGCUGCACGCGGCCGCGUUCUGCGGGCACGCUGAGAUUGCCGAGGCGCUCCUUCUGAACGGGGCGCGCGUCAACGCCAAGGACAGCAAGUGGGCCACCCCGCUGCACUGGGCCUGCCUCCAGGGACAGUCGGGGGCGGCUCUGAUGCUGCUGCAGCACGAGAGCGACAUCACGGUGCGCGACAAGCUGUGGCAGACGCCGCUGCACAAGUGCGCCAUCUCGGGCGCCGUGGAGAUUGCCGAGCUGCUGGCCGACCUGCUGAGUACCGUCAGCACCACGGACCGCGCCGGCUGGACGCCGCUCCACCACGCCGCCUACCACGGACGGGUCGAGAUGGUGCAGCUUCUGCUGGAUCGCGGCGCGGCCGUGAACGCGCACGACAAGCGCGGCCGGCGCGCGCUCCACCUGGCCGCCAGCCAGGACCGCGAGCGGGUCGUCAGACUGCUGCUCGACCGCAACGCGGACGUCAACGUCGGAGAUAAAAAGAUGUGCACCCCGCUGCACUGUGCGGCGGCCGCCGGCCACGGCUCCUCCCUGGACCUGCUGCUGGCGGCGCCCGGCGUGGACACGGAGGCGGCCUGCGCGUCCGGCGGCACCCCGCUCCACACGGCGGCCGUACACGGACAGCUGGAUACUCUGCGGUGUCUGCUGGCGGCCGGCGCCAACGUGCAGGCCACCGACCGCCGCGGACAGACGGCACUGCACCUGGCCGCUGCCACCACCCGUUGUCUGGACUGCGUGAAGCUGCUGCUGAGCCGCGGCGCCGACCCCCGCUCGGCCGCCGCGCCGGCCGGACUGACACCGCUGCACAUGACGGCCAUGCACGGCCGGUUCCAGCGGGCCCGGCUGCUGCUCAACAGAGGUGCCGAGGUGGACGCUCUGGACGCCCGCAGCUGCUCCCCGCUCCACCUGGCCGCCGCCUGCGGGCACGACGUCCUCGUGAAGACGCUGUUCCAGCACGGUGCCGACGUCAACAGAGCCGGACCGGACGGUAUGACCCCGCUGCACCUGGGCGCACUAAACGGGUUCACCGCCUGCGUGAAACAGCUGCUGGAGCUCGGCGUGGACAUCCGGGCCACCGACAGCCUGGGACGCACAGCACUCCACCUCUCCGCGCACAAAGGGAACCAGGACAGCACGAGCCUUCUGCUGGCUCGGGGAGCCGACCUCAGUGCCGCCGAUAAACAGGGCCGUCUGCCGCUGCACUACGCGGCCGCGCGCGCCAACUAUGAGGUGGCUGUGACGCUGGUGGUGGCCGGUGCCGACGUCUCGUGUACAGACAGCCACGGCCGGACGCCGCUCUACUGCGCCGCGGCCGCCGACGCCGACGGAAGGACGGUACAGCUGCUGCUGCAGCGCGGCACCGACCCGCUCCAGCCCGACUCGGAGGGACGCUCCCCUCUCCAUCUGGCGGCCGCCGCCGGCCACCGCGCCGCGCUGGACCUUCUGCUCGACUCGCGCGGUGUGUGCUCCGUGCUGGGGCCGCCGGCCGGCGAGGAGCGCUGCCCGCCGGCGGCGCCCAGUCCCCUGCAUCUGGCUGCGUUCCACGGCCACCAGGCCAACCUGAUGAACCUCAUGGCCGUGAUGGAUAACGUCAACCUGCUGGAGGGACGCGGACGGACGGCGCUGCACCUGGCGGCGGCGCGCGGCAACCUGCCCUGCCUGCUGUCGCUGCUGGAACAGAAGGCCGACAUCGAUAUAUCUGAUGACGAGGGUCGUACGCCUCUUCACGCUGCCGUGGAGCGGGGUCACAAAGAGUGUGUGAGAGCGCUGCUCACCGAACUACUCAACAGGUUCCAGCUGUCUGCCCCGGCGUCUGUGGAGUUCAGUAACCUGGCGGCCGAGUCCAGUCCGGCCCACGCCUGUCCCAAGUUCGGGGCCAUCAUCAACCGGGCAGACACCAGCGGCAGGACGGCUCUGAUGCUGGCUGCCGAGGUGGGCAGCUCAGAGCUGGUGAUGCUGCUACUGAUGCACGGCGCCCAGCCCGGUCUGACGGACCAGCAGGGACGGACGGCGCUCUAUUACGGGGCGGUGGGCGGUGCUGAAGAGAGUGUGGACGCCCUGCUGUGUUUUGCCGACUGUCAGCCGCUGGCCGCUGACACCACUGGUCGGACGGCGCUGCACGUGGCGGCGGCCGCCGGCCACGUGGGCGUCAUGGGCUCCCUGCUGCAGGCGGUGGGACGCGGCAAGGUGGACGCGCUGCUCGACAGACAGCACCGCUCGCCGCUCCACUACGCCUGCCACAACAGUCACGAGGCGUGUGUCGAGCUGCUGCUCCAGUACACCGACUCCAAGACGCUGGUCGGCGCACCCUUCUCGCCCUUCCACGCCGCCGCGUACCAGGGUAACGAGCACUGUCUGUCCGCGCUGCUCACCCACUUCGGCUCGGCUCCUCUGGGCGGCGCCGACGGCCGCGGCCGGACGCCGCUGCACGUGGCCGCCGAGCGCGGCCGGCGCGACUGUGUGCCGCUGCUGGUGACCUGUCGGGAGCCGCUGACCGCCGGCGACAGACAGGGACGGACCCCGCUGCAGACGGCAGCGAGACACGGACACCUCAGCACCGUCGAGUGUCUGCUGGACGCCGGCUCGCCGGCCGGCCACCGGGACCGCGGCGGCCGAACGGCGCUCCACCUGGCCUGUGAGGCCGAGCACAGCCGCGUGGCCGUGCGACUGGUGGAGCGAGUCGGUAGGCCGGCACUGCUCAACAUCACGGACAAGGCCGGGCAGACGGCGCUGCACGUGGCGGCCCGGCGCGGUCUGGUGGACGUCACGGACGCGCUGGUCAGUCACGGCGCCUCUGUGAGCUGUGUGGACGCGCGCGGCUACACGCCGGCGCUGGCCACCACGGUAUCGGACGCGCACGCCGACUGUCUGUCGCUGAUCCUGGCCGGAGACAGGGCCGACCGGAUGGCGACGUCCGUCCGGCUCUCCAGCGGCUCCAGUCAGCGGCUCAGCGAGACGGGCUCCGCCAUGAAGAGACUCUCUUUGGCGGCGCACCUGGAGUCUAGUCUGGAGGAACAGACUUACCAGAGCUCAGACUCCGAGUUCUACUAAUAAACUCCAGUCUGGAGGAGCAGAAUUACCAGAGCUCCGACCCCGAGUUCUACUGACCGACUAGACUCCAGUCUGGGGUCCAGCAGGCAAAUCUGGAGGAUCAGACGCAUCGUAGCUCCGACUUUCAAGUUCAAUUAACAGACUGAAGACGUUCUCCAGUGCCUCGAGAAGUGCCUGCCCGCGGCGGUCGGCCGGCCGGCUGGAGGCUGUGUCUGCUGCCGGCAGAGGGGGAGGGACUGAGGUGCCGGCCGCCCCUCGCUGCUGAUUACGCGCUGUCCGGCCGCCGCUGACGCGAUCAGCGGCCGUGCGCCGUAUGUAGCGCGGGGCUCAGAGUCGUCCGUGCGUGUGACGGGAUCUCAUUGUACUGGGACGCCGCGGUCGUACCUGAUGGGACCGCCGACUGGGGGUCUGUGGGGCCGGGGUGUCGGUGGCAGCCGCCGGGCAGGGUCGUACCUGAUCGGACCACCGGCUGGGGGUCUCUGGGUCCGGGGUGUCCUGCCCAGCCGCCGGGGAGGGGCCGCACAGCAGCUGAGGACCGCUCCGUCCGUCCGCGCGGUCCGGGACCAAGUCUCGCGGGAGGUACGAUAUUAGUCUUCACAGACCAUAACCGUAUAUACAGCUAGUGGGCCGACAAUAAUCCACGGGGAAGGUUUUGGCGGGAGUGGCGGGGUCGCUGCUGAGCAGUUGUAAGGUAUUUGGGAGGGAGGGGAGAGAGAGUGGCGGAGGGAGAGCGGAGAGAGUAGCUGAGGAAGACCGCCAUUUCACAAUGCCGACGUUGGUACCUGUUGACUGAGCCCGUGUGCUCGGAUAUGAUCUGCGCUUCCAUUCCGUGCCAACUGGGCCUUGGCUGAAGGCCGGUCGUCCAUAAGAGGCAGUGUUAUUCGCUGAACUCCGUAUAUUCCGGUCGGGUCGCGCCGUGCCUUGGUGUACGUACUAAAUGGUGCCUUACACAAUACACACCCACACAUACCAUGUACUGUGAUAGGUGCCGGGGUAGUGCGGGCAGGCGUGGCUCUCCGCACGGACCAGACUGUUAGUAGGUAUGUUGACUGGCCGCCGGGACCGUGUCACAAGUUACAGUUCUGGGCUUCUGUGGCCUGUGCGCCUGUUGAACCCACUGCGGAGAGGAAUGGUGCAGCAAUAUACAGACGGUCCCGUU